AUGAAUAAUGAUUUACAUUUUAAGGAUUCUUCAAAUAGUGCUUACAAAGAGGCAUUUUCAUUGUUUGAUAAGCGUGGAAAAGGCACUAUUUCCCGUGAUUGCAUUGGAGAUCUUUUGAGAGCUGUUGGGCAGAAUCCUACGUUGUCAGAGAUUUCAGAGAUUGAAGAAUCUAUUCCAGAAGACAUUGGUUUUGAUACUUUUCUUCGUGUUUUAAAUAGGCCAAAUGGAUUUCGUUCUGUAGGUGACCAUGCAGAUUUUAUUCGUGGGUUUCAAGUGUUUGAUAAGGAGUCCACUGGGCUUAUAGGCGUUGGAGAACUUCGAUAUAUAUUGACAAAUCUUGGAGAAAAGCUAUCAGACGAUGAAGUUGAUGAGUUGUUAAAGGAUAUUAAUACUAAGGAUGGUGUAGUGAAUUAUGGGGAGUUUGUAAAGAUGAUUCUGUCUAAUUAA
Molecule: messenger RNA, 447 nt
Organism: Pneumocystis jirovecii RU7
Lineage: Eukaryota; Fungi; Ascomycota; Pneumocystomycetes; Pneumocystales; Pneumocystaceae
Exons: 4
Coding region: 1-447 (148 amino acids)
Biological process (GO): mitotic actomyosin contractile ring assembly
Cellular component (GO): myosin II complex
Molecular function (GO): calcium ion binding
Source: RefSeq, a predicted model, not a curated record